CCACGCACCUCUGUAAUGUAUCACGAGAUCCAUAUAACCUCACAAAACGUGCAGUUAGCGCAAAUCAACGCUUUUUGAAUUUUUUCUUGCUUGCGGCAGCCCAUGCACCGGCCGCCGCUGCAUCACGGGUACGCCAUUGUCGGCUCGAAGUUGCGUGUAGCGGCGUUUCUCCCAUUCCUGCCUUCGCAAAAGAAGUCGUCCGCUUGACAGGUGGAGCGGCUGCUCCCAGCGUCGCCCGAUGGCGUCAGGCGAGGAGAUGAUGUCCGCUUCGCCUGGGCCGCAGUCCCAAGGAGGUCCGCCUCCUCAACAGGGGGGCCCUCACCCCGGUGACGGUCACAUGCAGCAGGGAUACCCGUCCGACAACAUUCACAUGCUGCAAAGGGCCAUCAACAACAUGGAAUCGGAGAAGGGCAUGGCCCCGGACGAUCCCCGCUACCCCCAGAUGCUGGGAAUGGGUGGCGGCCGAGGGGGCAAGCCGCCGGGAGGUGCUGCUGGAGGCAGUGGUGGCAGCUCGGGGGUGCCCAGCCCCAUAAUGGGACCCCCUCCCGUCCCACCCCAGGGUGCGGGGCCCAUGGGAGGACCACCUCCCCAUGAAGGACCGCCGCCACCGCACCACGGCUACGGACCUCCGCCGCCUCAGGGACCCCCGCCCCCACAGCACAUGGGGCCAGGUCCAGGGCCGCACGGUUACGGCAUGGGACCCCAGCAGACCGGUGCCUAUGGAGGGGGUGGCGGCCCCUACCAGCAACAGCCGUACCCUCCUCCGCAACAGGGAGCAGGAGCGGCUGCCGGCACAGCCCCCCCUCAUCAGCCAGGACCGCACCCGCACCACCCACCGGUUGCAUCAGAGCCUCCCGACCCUGCGUCACAGACAGGUUACAGCAGCGGAGGCGGUCCCGGCAGCGGGGGCCCGCCUUCCAACGGAUCCGCAAGCAAUGCUCUUCCAGGCGCCGAGGGCAGCGGCACUUCUGGCAGCGCUGGCUCGAAACCGUCGCUCCUGAGCCCGCCCCAGUUGACGCAGUUGCGGGCCCAGAUCAUGGCGUACAAGCUUCUGGCACGCAACCAGCCCGUGCCAGACCACAUCAGCAUGGCCGCCCAGGGCACUGGCUCCUCGCAGGGCACACCACAAGGCUCGCCCCAGCCGGGCCCACCGUACAUGCACAGGCCACCAGGAGCGCCGUCGCCUUCCAUGCGACCAUCCCCGCAGCCAGCGCCACCCAUGGGUGCGGGGGUGCCCCCACAGCAGUACGGGCCAACUGGCGGCCAAGGCACCGGUGUGGGUGGACCGGCAGCCAUAGGUCCCCAGUACGGCCCUGUGGCGCCCACUUCUGGGGCUGCCGUCCCUCCCGGAGUGCCGCCCCCACCUCCACACGGCCAGCCCCCCCACCCCAUGAUGGGAUCCCAAGGGGGUGGGGCGCCAACUCCUCCACCCCAGGGGGCCGGUGCAGGGCCACCUGGGGGAGGGGUGCCCCUGCAGCAAGGUCCCCGUCCAGGAUGCCAGGCGCCACCUCAAAACGCGAGGGGGAGUCCUGGAACGGGACCACCAUCUUCGAUGCCGGCUAUGAUGCAGAUGCAGCAGCAGAAGCAGAACCGCAUCACGCCCGUGGCCAAGCCCCAGGGCAUCGACCCCAUCGAGGUGCUGAAGGAGAAGGAGAACCGGCUGACGAGCCGCAUCGCCCACCGCAUCGAGGAGCUCUCCAAGCUGCCGGCCAACCUGCCCGAGGACCUGCGCAUCAAGGCCAUGAUCGAGCUGCGCGCCCUGCGGCUGCUCAACUUCCAGCGGCAGCUGCGCGCCGAGGUGGUGCAGUGCAUGCGGCGCGACACCACCCUCGAGACCUCGCUCAACCCCAAGCUGUACAAGCGCACCAAGCGCCAGAGUCUGCGCGAGGCCCGCCUCACCGAGAAGCUCGAGAAGCAGCAGAAGCUGGAGCAGGAGCGCAAGCGGCGCCAGAAGCACCAGGAGUACCUGGCGGCCGUGCUGCAGCACGGCAAGGACUUCCGCGAGUUCCACCGCGGAGUCCAGGCCAAGGUGGCCAAGGUGAACAAGGCGGUGGCCACCUACCACGCCAACACGGAGCGCGAGCAGAAGAAGGAGCAGGAGCGCGUCGAAAAGGAGCGCAUGCGGCGGCUCAUGGCCGAGGACGAGGAAGGGUACCGCAAGCUCAUCGACCAGAAGAAGGACCGACGGCUGGCCUUCCUGCUCUCGCAGACGGACGAGUACAUCCACAACCUCACCGAGAUGGUGCGCCAGCACAAGGCCGAACAGCGGCGUAAGCUGCGCGAGAAGAAGAAGAAAAAGAAGAAGAAGCAGCCGGGGCAGCAGGACGGGGGUGCUGGGAGUGGCUCGGGAGCUGGCGGCGGGGAAGGCGGCGCACCGGGAUCGUCCGAUGUGCCGAUGGAUGCGAUGAUGGAUGAAAGCUCACAGCACAGCGAUCUCAGGGUCAAUGUCAUCGAGACGGCAACUGGCAAGGUCAUCGAAGGCAAGGAUGCUCCACUGGCAAGCCAGCUUGACACGUGGCUCGAAAUGCACCCAGGAUUUGAGGUGGCGCCAAGAGAAGCCAGUGACGACGAAGAGGAGGGUGAGACCGAUGACUCCACGGAGUCGGAGGACGAGGGUGACGACAACUCCCAGCAACAACAGCAACAGCAGCAGCAGCAACAGCCUGUCAGCGUACCGGGCAAGAUGGAGGGCUCGCCCGACGACCACGUCAAGAACGUGAUUCAGGCCGCAGCUGCUGAGGACGAUGAGUACAAGGCGGGCGGCUACCAGAACUACUACAACAUAGCGCACGCCAUCCGCGAGGAGGUCCGCGAACAGGCCACGCUCAUGGUCAAUGGCGUGCUCAAGGAGUACCAGGUCAAGGGGCUCGAGUGGCUCGUCUCCCUCUACAACAACAACCUCAACGGCAUCCUGGCCGACGAGAUGGGUCUCGGCAAGACCAUUCAGACAAUUGCUGUCAUCACAUACCUGAUGGAGAAGAAGCGUAUCAACGGACCCUAUCUCAUCAUUGUACCACUUUCGACGCUGUCCAACUGGAUGCUAGAGUUUGACCGGUGGGCCCCGUCGGUGGUCAAGGUGGCAUACAAGGGUUCGCCCAAUCUGCGGCGACAGCUGUCUCAGCAGCUGCGCAGCAGCAAGUUCAACGUGCUCAUCACCACCUACGAGUACGUCAUCAAGGACAAGGCGGUGCUGGCCAAGAUCCGCUGGAAGUACAUGAUCAUUGACGAGGGUCACCGCAUGAAGAAUCACCAUUGCAAGCUGACUCAGAUCCUCAACACGCACUACAGCGCCCCGCACCGCCUGUUGCUGACGGGCACACCGUUGCAGAACAAGCUGCCUGAACUAUGGGCUCUACUGAACUUCCUGCUGCCAAGCAUCUUCAAGAGUUGCAACACGUUUGAACAGUGGUUCAACGCUCCGUUUGCGACGACCGGUGAAAAGGUUGAACUAAACGAGGAAGAGACGAUCCUGAUCAUUCGGCGUCUCCACAAGGUCCUGCGACCAUUCUUGCUGAGGAGACUCAAGAAAGAGGUGGAGUCCCAACUUCCCGAAAAGGUGGAAUACGUCGUGAAGUGCGACAUGUCAGCACUGCAGAGACUCCUGUACAGACACAUGCAAACGAAGGGUGUACUUCUAACCGAUGGAUCUGAAAAGGACAAGAAGGGCAAGGGUGGCACCAAGACGCUGAUGAACACCAUCAUGCAGCUGCGUAAAAUCUGCAACCACCCGUUCAUGUUCCAACACAUUGAGGAGGCCUACGCCGAGCACAUUGGUUGCACUGGGAGCAUUGUUCAAGGACCCGACCUGUACCGGGUGUCUGGCAAGUUUGAGCUGUUGGACCGGAUACUUCCCAAGCUGCGAUCCAAGCAGCACAGGGUGCUUCUCUUCUGUCAGAUGACCACCCUGAUGACCAUCAUGGAGGACUACCUCACCUACAGGGGGUACCGGUACCUGCGUCUCGACGGUACAACCAAGGCGGAAGACCGUGGUCAGUUGCUGGAAAUGUUUAAUGCCAAGGAGUCUCCCUACUUCAUCUUCCUGCUGAGUACCCGGGCCGGUGGCCUGGGUCUCAACCUGCAGGCGGCAGACACGGUCAUCAUCUUCGACUCGGACUGGAACCCCCACCAGGACUUGCAAGCACAAGAUCGAGCCCAUCGGAUUGGCCAGAAGAACGAGGUGCGGGUGCUGCGGCUCGUGACGGUCAACUCGGUGGAGGAGCGCAUCCUGGCUGCGGCCAAGUACAAACUCAACUUGGACGAAAAGGUCAUCCAGGCCGGCAUGUUCGACCAGAAGUCGACGGGCUCCGAGAGAAAGCAGUUCCUCCAGGCCAUCCUCACGCAGGACGAGAACGACGAGGAGGAGGAAAAUGAAGUGCCAGAUGAUGAAACCAUCAACGAAAUGAUUGCCAGGAAUGAGGAAGAACUGGAGCUUUUCCAGAAAAUGGACAUAGACAGGAGAAGAGAGGAGGCACGCAGUGUGAAGAGGAAGCCUCGACUGAUGGAGGAAGACGAACUGCCCAAGUGGCUGCUCAAGGACGACGCUGAGGUGGAGCGGCUCACCAACGAGGAAGAGGAGGACAAGCUGUUUGGACGAGGAAACCGGCAGCGAAAGGAGAUCGACUACUCGGACGCACUCACCGACAAGGAAUGGCUUCGGGCCAUUGAGGAUGGCAACCUGGACGAGAUGGAAACGCGCAAACGCUCCCGCAAGUCCGGUGGCAAUGGCGCUUCGUCAAGCUCUGGCGGCGAGCGGGGUGGCAAGCGCAAGAGCGGCCCCUCCAGGCAGAUGGUGGACGACGAGCCCGUGGUGAAGAAGCGCCGCGGACGGCCACCCGUCGAGAAGGCCUCGCCGAACCCGCCCUCCCUGACCAAGCAGAUGCGCAAGCUUAUCGACAUUGUCAUCAAUUACAAGGAUAGUGAUGGCCGUGUACUAAGCGAAGCCUUCCUGCAGCUACCGUCUAAGAGGGAGCUUCCCGAUUACUACGAAGUCAUCAAGAAACCCGUUGAUCUGAAGAAAAUCAAGGCUCGCAUCCGUGAGCACCGGUACCGGACGCUGGACGACCUGGAGGACGACUUCAUGCUGCUCUGUGUCAACGCCCAGACGUACAACGUGGAGGGCUCGCUCAUCUACGAGGACUCCAUCGUGCUGCAGUCGGUGUUCACCAGCGCCCGCGAGCGGCUACAGAAGGACGGCGACCUCGCCCUGGGCACCGACGACCAAGACACAGACGAGGACGGAGCCGGACCGUCGGCCGAGCACGGCUCGGAGGAAAAGACGAAGAAGCGCAAGAGUCGCCACGUGCGGCGGUACAUCAGCGACGACGACGACACCGAGGAAAGCGACUAGUGCGGGCCUCCCUCCCUCGUCACCCAUUCCCCCGUUCACACCACAUCGAUCAUCCAUCGAAUUUCACCCUGUGAUGCAUGGGAGAGAUGCGUCCGAUUCCCCCUGUCCGUGUUCUAUUUCUUUGUACAUCUAUACUUCCGUUCUUUUCUUCUUUUUUUUCACCUGUCUGUUUUCUUGUCACGGCCGAUUUCUGUUUUUUUUUUCAGAAACUGCUUUGACGCGGUUUCUCGGCCAUUGUAUCGUGUCUCUGUCUCUCUUGCAAUGGGAAUAAAACGGCUGCCAUCUCAGGUACGAAAGCAGUGUCCCUUUACGCCCAGACCUCGCCCCCCGGCAAAAGAAAACGUUCACGCUGCAAAGUGCAUUUGAAUUGUGAGCUCUGUUACAAGCUGUUAUUGCACUGCAGCAUUGCUUUGGCUGUUUUCUGCAGCGCUUAAGCUACUAGCAAUUGACUUCCCUUAGGGCAUGCAAAGUCUGUCCUUGCUCACACAUGAAGGUCCAUCAAAGAUCGACCCUGAAACACAGAGGAGACAUUAAGUGCCAAUUGCUGAAGGCUGAAAUUUCAUCGCAUUUCGUAUCCACAGAAAUGUUGUCGAAAAGCUCAGAAGUGCUUUUUCUGCAGUAUCCUAUUUCUAACUUGCCUUAAUUUCAUGAGCUUUAACGUUGUACAGCAUAAUGCCUGGUUGUUUCUUUUUUCUGAUACAAACACACCAACACAUAUUGCACUGGUAAUACACGGUGUAAGCGUCUGGCUGAGUUACAAAUGCCUGGAAUAGAUUCAAAGUAGUUUUCUUAGUGUCUUUCUUCUUUUUCUUAACCUCUCUAUUAGUUUCUUGCAGUGCACGUCGAGCAUUGUUUUCUGUUAUUUGUGUAGUACAGUAUUUAUUGCACCAUCGGCUCUCACAACCUGCUGAUUUUAGCUGCAUCAGUGAGGUAGCAAACAUGGGCCAUUCUGCCCUAAUUUUUUGGCAUGCUCUACGUAGAGUUCCUCUUCAACCUCAGUCAAGAUAGAAUAGUGGCAAAUGGUAUUGCUCGCAUUUUGGUCAUACCUUCGUAAUCCGGAAAGUGUCAGAAGAACUGUGAUUGAAUGUUUGAUAAGCCUUUAAACAAGAAAGUAGGCAUUUAAUAAGCAUGCCAUGAAAAUGUGUGUUUUGCGAAUGAUGUUGCUUCGCCUGAUGUUUCCUCGUCUGCAACAUCUACAAACUUGCCUGUUGCUGCAAAACACCAACGUGGUCUUGUCGAGUUCUUUUUGUAAUUCGACAUUGGCAGCAGGCUCUAUGUUCUGCCUGUUCUCAGCAUAUAUGUACAUCAACCUACGGCUGGGCCUCAUCACAAAAGCGAUUGCAUUGUAAAACCUUCAUAGCUGCUUCAGUUAACUGCAUUGAUGUUUCCUGAAUGUUUCAUAACAACUUGUAACAGUUGCAAAGUGCUAACUGGAGAUAAGGACUUCUAGCGUGAGCACAUACCAGUUAAUAUAAUGUUGUCAUUUCUUCAAAGCAGGAGCUUUGUUCAUUAUUGUAAGCGUCAUCCUAGCAAGAAGCUAACCCAAAAGGGCACCAAAGGGCCUCAAAGAGUUAAUAAACACUGAUCUUAUAAAGAGCACUUCAGUUUGUUGUCUAACCGUUGACAGCGGAGGCUGCUUCAGGCCUCCCUUAAGCUCUGCAUAAGGUCGCCGUAGCAACAGGAUAAUGGCAGCAACCGGUCGUAGAUAUGAGCCGUGAGAAAGUGAUUGCAAACGCAAAGUGGUGCAACAACUGAACCUGGUAAAAGUGGCACAAAUGUCCUUAUAUUAGUAGUAUGUUGGCUUUGCGAAGUUAUGCUUUGGUAAUUUUGGAGCCCUCGUCGAUCCCUUUAGCGGGAGUUGGCCUUUGUGCCUCGGGCGCUUCUUCGAUGCCACUAUGCUGAAACCGUGGGCACCUGACGAGUCCCGCUAUGUUUGUGACACAAAACACUACGGUCGGAAAAGUGCAGGGGACAGCAAAAGUCGUACCAGUGCUGGUAUCUGCAUUUUGUUUGCGGUGCUUUUCUGUUAGGUGGAAAAUGGUUAGUCUGCUGACAACAUCCUGAGCAAGGGCUAGCUGGCUUUUUAUUUAACAUGGCAAGCAGUGUAACGCCGCUGCUCGUGUAUGUCUUGUCGCAGUGGUGUGGCCAGAAAUAUAUGUCAAGGGGCUCCAACCCCCUCUUUAUGCAUGUAUGUGUGUGCAUGUGUAUAUAUACAUACAAAUUCCAAAAACUCCUAACCUCCCCAACCCUCAUUUCUGGUUACGCCAAUGUCUUGCCCCAUUAUUCACACUAUUUGUCAUUUUAUUCACACUGAGAGCCAUACCACCUGAAAAAGUUGUGUUUAGUGCCGGGUCUGAUCGCUUCUGGUUUGUGCAGCAGUCGUGUGAAAAAGCGCAUGCUGAUCAUGCUAAAGGCUGCUUUCUCGAGUUUCCUGUCUGCAUUGGGGGUAAAUGCAACAUUUUCUUAUUGGACUUAUUUUCUAAUUUUACUCAAGCCUGCGAAGGUAAUCGAAUGUCGUGUGUGGCUUAUAUCUGCAUCUGUCGAGUCGUCGUCGGGCAAAUGAAACACUCAAAGAUGUACAUAUGGUGUUGCCAAGCUUACAUUCUGUGGAAAGUAAAAAGCUUUUGCAGCCUGCA
Molecule: messenger RNA, 7983 nt
Organism: Rhipicephalus sanguineus (brown dog tick)
Lineage: Eukaryota; Metazoa; Arthropoda; Arachnida; Ixodida; Ixodidae
Gene: brm
Product: transcription activator BRG1
Exons: 26
Coding region: 239-5347 (1702 amino acids)
Biological process (GO): positive regulation of transcription by RNA polymerase II
Cellular component (GO): nucleus
Molecular function (GO): ATP binding; transcription factor binding; DNA binding
Source: RefSeq, a predicted model, not a curated record